AUGUAAUUGGACAGAGGGGCCAACCGUGUCAGUGUGGAAGAGGAAAUGACAUCACUGCAUUGACAGUAACUACCCUCCCAGACUGCCGUCCUUGUGAGCCAGAGACGGGUUCCUACGAAGCAGGAACACCACAGGAGGACCAGGAUGUUACAUCACAGGAUGUUGCAUCACAGAACACUCUGUUCUGCCCUCCUCUGGAAAUUAGCAUUGGUGCUGAGGUAUGUGAGAUCCCACCAAACAUCUUCCUGUCCUGUACCUCGGAGGACGACCCAGAAAAUGUUUCAAUGCCUCCUGAUGACGUCAUGCUGACAUCAGCACAGGAACUGGAGGAAGACCCGGCAGAUGAUCUUCCACUGUCUCCUGGUGAUGGUACACGGACAUCACCACGACAACUUGAGGAUGACCCAGGAGAUCCACUGUCUCCUGGUGAUGGUACACGGACAUCAUCGAAGGAACUGAAACUUGAGAAUGACCAAGCAGAUGUUCCAUUGUCUACUGUUGAUGGUAAGCUGACAUCAUCACAGCAACUGGAAGAUGACCCAGAAGAUGUUCCACUGUCUCCAAGUGAUGGUACACGGACAUCACCACAGCAACUGAAACUGUGUAUGGUGUCAGUGAAGCUACAAGACUGCCGUGACAUGCUGGGGCCUGAUGGAGUUUUUAAGAUGCGAACCUCAGAGGACCUCAGAGAUGACGGUGAAAAUGAUGAUGAUGAUCUAAGUUAUCAAGAUCAUGAUGCCGACGUGGAUUACAGCCCGAAAAAUGAAGGAUUCAACAUCUGCUCAAAGGCUGGAGAACUGUUGUCUGCAGUCGAGGAGAGCAUCGCCGAGCCUGAGGGGGAACAGAAGAGGCAGAGCAGGGGAGGCAUGAGAGUCAAGGCGAAAAAAAGAAAGCAUGCCAGAAGAAAGCCCUCCACUGCCGCUCCACAUGGAAACGUUUCCACCAACUCUCCACAUGCAAAUACACCCAAUGAUUCUCCUCAUGAAACUACACGAGGUGUUGUUCAGGAAGAUUAUCACCCGGAGAGAAAUGGAAGGACUUCUAAAGGAAGAAAAAAGCAAACCAUAGAGGACGUGAGCGAUGAGGGUGACGACGAUGAUGAUGGCGACAAAGAUGACGAUGAGUGUCAUCAGGAUGGUGAUGAUGAUGAUGACGACAGUGAUUACGACCCAGGAACCGAUGAGUCCAUUGAACAUGAUGUAUGUGAGAAAACUCUGCCAACUCCACAAACUCUUGUCAGUCACAAAAAAGUCCACACAGAUAGACCUAAACAAGGAACUGAAAGAAAAGGUCCUCCUUGGGAAUGUGAUGUAUGUGGGAAAAUACUUAAAAAUAAGCGGAAUCUUAUUAUUCACAAACGACGGCACACUGGUGAAAAGCCUUAUGCCUGCAAACACUGCGACAUAACUUUCAGACAUUACAGUGCUUAUUUCAAACACCAGAAAACACAUUCAGACGAGCUACAUGGUCUGCCCAAAAUGGUAAAACCAGCUGAAACAGUGACUGAAAUAAACACUGAACGUGAUGUGUGUGGGAAAACUCUUCCAACUCCACAUACUCAUGCCAGUCAGAAAAGAGAUGGAUCACAACAAAGAACACAUCAAUGUGACAUCUGUGGAAAACUGGUUACAAGUUGGGCGAAUCUCAAUCUACACAGGAGUAUACACUCAGAUGACCGGCCUUAUGCUUGCAAGCUCUGUGACAAAACUUUUCGAUAUAAAGCUGCUUUAAUAUCUCAUCAGAUAGUUCAUACUAAGGAAAGACCACACAAGUGCUCGCUUUGCCCCAAGGCUUUUGCGACUUCAUCAUACUUAAAAGUACAUAUCAGAAAACAUAAGGGAGAAAAACCCUAUGCCUGCACUCAGUGCUCCAAGACUUUCUAUGACUCAACAGGUCUACGCUGCCAUGAAUUAAGUCAUUCAGAUCACAAACCUUUCUUGUGUCUGGUGUGUGGGCUGAGAGUGAAAACGAAAGGCCAGCUUAAAACCCAUGAGUUGAUUCACACUGGAGAGAAGUCAUUUUCCUGUACGCAAUGCAACAAGCGCUUCAUAACAAACUGCAAACUAGUUUACCACAUAAGAAGCCAUACUGGAGAGAAGCCCUACAAGUGUUCUUCAUGCGAGCUCAGCUUCGCCAGAGUCUCUUAUCUCAAACGGCACCAGGUUAUACACAUGGGUGAAAAGCCUCACCUUUGCUCUGUUUGUGGGAGGACUUUCAAUCGUGUUGAAGCACUGAAGACCCACCAGAGAGUUCACACUGGAGAGAAACCCUACCAGUGCACCGUCUGUGAGGAGAGAUUCGCCUACCCACAGGCUUUGCAGACACACCAGAAAAAAGUGCACAACAUUGAAUUCCACAAAUGUCAACAAUGUGGGCAGAGUUUUAAAUCUGCUAAAGCUUUGAAAUCACAUGAGUGUUCACAGGGUGUGAAUUAGGGAUGGGAAUCUUCAUCAUCAAAGCGAUAUGAUGCGCAUCUCGAUACAGAUGGCAACGAUAUCAUACAUUCACGAUUCAUGAAAUUACUAGUGAUAAGAUGCGAUACGAUUCUCCUACCUACUGCGAUGCAGUUCGAUAUGGCGCGAUGCAAUUAUAAUGCCAUGCGAUGCAGUGCGAUUCGGUACAGAACAGAUUAAAAUAUUAAUUUGAUAUUAAAGGCUGUGCACAAGGCUGCCGUUAGGCAUAAGCAGAGUGCUUUUAGAGCCUCAACCACUUUGCCCCCAAAAUUGUGGCCUCCUUAAUUGAGACUUACUAAGAAACAUCAUGAAAAAAAAUAUUUAAUUACAUUUCAAAACAUAUAUUUGUUAGGUAGCAAAAGGGCCAUCAUUUUUCAGGCAUACUGUAAUUUUGAAUAUAGGACUUAGCAUUAUUAUUAGUAGUAGCAGUAGGCCUAGUAGUAGUAUUUACUUAUGAGGGGGCCUCCUGACCAGUUAUGCCUAGGCCCCUAAAACCUUAGCAGCGGCCCUGGCUGUGCAUAUAACUUUUGAGAUGGCCUAUACUGGAAAACAUACAGAAAGUAGUGAGAACUCAUUUUGGCUUGGGCACAUUGCUUUGAGCAGAGAAAAUGACAAAAUAUAUACCUGAAUACUACCAUGUCAAUUACAGUUUAUCUCUUUUAAAUAAAAAUGGGAAAACCACAGAGCUUCUGCUCAUGUUGGAAUAUUGACGAGGACAUGUAAUAAUGUACAUGUAAGCUCUGAACAACUACACUUGAUCCAAAUUAGAACAAUUAAGUAGAUGUUGGGAAUGGGGUUAAUAUCGAAGGGAGAAAUAACGUGCGUAGGCCACUGGACUGAAGUGUUGGAAUAGUGUACUUUUUCAACUGGAGUUUUUAAACUUCAUGGACAAUCUGCACGAGCUGCAAAUCAGACCGUGUGUGUCCAGCACGAGAGCGAAAUAUAACAGGCUCCUAAGCAGCAAUGAUGCCAACUUAGCGACUUCACUUCUUUUUUAUUGCAUGAACAAAGGACUUAAAACGAAUGCACAGGCUCUGUAACGUUUUCCAACACGGUUAUGUUUUUUUUUUUUUUUUUUUUUAAAUCUCGUGCACUGACUAUGCUUAGGCUGCUUUCAUUCGGAAACGGCAACAUGUUGGCAGACAGCUUUCUCUUGUUGUUUGUGCCGCGCGGUAGCCUACCCUUAGCCUGGGCGAAUAGCCGACUGUUGACUCCGUCAAUCAGUCUGGCAAAAGUCAUGAGGAAUCCGUCUCCGUGGACGAUGGGAGAUGGUCUGAUCUUACUCUAUCAUUUAAAUUAAUUGAAGUUCCAAACUCAAAUUAAAACCUAUAUUGUGCUUUAUUAGCAUGCCUGUUACGUUAUAGCGUCGCAAAAGCAUACAAAUAACAAAACGAAAGUGUGAAUAUAGUUACUUUUACCAAUCAGUAACGGAGCUUGCGGGUGAGUUCUACGUCACCACUCUCAACUGUUUGUUGAUUGGCGAAACACUGAGAGAACCGAGCUCGAGGCUUUUGCCAGACGAUGUGCGGAGCCAAAAUCUUUGGGUGGAGUACAGAGGAUGGCGUCGCGAGGCUAGCCUACCCUACAUAUCAACUCAACUAGUGAAGCGAGUACUCUCUCCACACGUCUUCCAGACUCGCAGAAGACGGUCACUAGAAUUAAUGUUAUGCAGUUUCAGAUGAAAUAUGAAAACGUUUUGUUAAAAAAAACUUCAGGGGACUUAGUGGAGGUGAGAUCUGUUGUAAAGGACAUGUUGUCUAUUCAUAAACGUAAAUUGUAUGGUCUUGUCUAUAAAUGGGACAGCGAGAAAUAGUUGUUCCCAUGGAUGUUGGGAUUUUUAAGAUGCUUCCUCACUAUUGAAUCUAGAGACAAACUGGUCCAUUUGGCCAAAGAGGUUAAAAUAAUCGUUGCGGUCAUAGCAAUAGCCUACCGCUGUGGUAAGCUUACACUGAAAUAGAUUGGUGCACGAAAUCUUCGAGCUGCGCAGAGUAUAAAUGAGGCUGAAAAUCUUAUGUUCGUUGCGAUACGCUGCUGUUCUAUCAAGAACGGCCCUGGCGCCGUCACUGAAAUGUAUGCGGAAAUGCAACAAAGUGGCUCUUUGAAAUUGUCAAUUGCACUGGGCGGCAAUACCUGUUGACCAUUGUCAGAAGUUGGUUGAUUCCACACAACUGAUGUGAAGCAGUUAGCAAAAAACAUGGUUAUGCAACAGAAUAUCAGAACAGUCCUAAAAGUAGUUUAGGACUCUUAGCAAAGUUGAAUUUUUAACAACUUCUUAGUUUGUAUGGUGCAGGCUGUGAAUACUUUUGUAAAUAUGAUUUCUUUGUUUUUUAUUUUUUAUACAUUUUCAAAACUGUCGAGACAACUUGUUUUUCACAUGGUCAUAAUGGAAUAAUUUGUGUGGGAUUUUGACAACAGAGAUUCAUUUCUAGCAUUUGGAAUGAGGCUGUAAGAUAAUAAAAUGUGAAAAAGUGAAGCGCUGUGAAUACUUUCCGGAUUGACUGUAAAUGAAAGAAUUUAUGUCAAGGGCCGAAUAAGAUGGAUUUAUAGGUUCCCCAACCCUGUUCUAAUGUUAUGUAGGCUAUUUGAUUUUAUGCUCAUUUCAAAAUAGCCUAUUUAUCUUGCCUUUAUUCCUUCAUUGCACUUCAACGUGUAUGUCUGCUGUUCGUGUUUUGUAAAAAUGCUAGGCCUACAUUUUUUGAUUACUGAGCAUGGACAGGGUGUUAACAAACUAUGAUAAUGCCCUAUGGAAGAAAUGUGGGACUUUAUUAAAUACAUAUAUGCGAGUAGAAAUUAAUACAAAUAUGACCGGAUUUAUGAAUGUAUAUAUAAUUAAUAUAAAUAUGAAAUGGGACGCAUAAAUAAAUGUAUAAUUUCUUCCGUGAUGCCCGGGGUUGGUCUAAAAUUUUGCUCACAAUGGUCUAAAAAGGUCAAAAAAGGUCUAAAAUUUGACCCACUGUCUGAAUCCUGCAAGAACCCUGAAUUGUAGUACAUUCCUCUAUUCCUCUGCGUUUCUUGAUUUUUUUUUCUCAUGAACAGACCUGUAGAAUGUUCAAGUCAAAUUCUAGAACUACUGGUGAAAACCUAUACUCCUCAAAGGGUUAAUAUGGCAGGGAGAUAUUGGAGCUACCAGAGGUGUCUUUAAUAAUAAUAAUGAAAUGAAAGUGUGUUGUAGUGAACAUAAAGAGAUGUUUUGUCAUACCAAAGAGUUUCCCUUCACUACUUGCAUAAUA
This is a messenger RNA of Engraulis encrasicolus (European anchovy), 5683 nucleotides long. Its product is annotated as zinc finger protein ZFP2-like. The record is from RefSeq and is a predicted model, not a curated record. Gene Ontology annotation, biological process: regulation of transcription by RNA polymerase II. NCBI's taxonomy places the organism in Eukaryota, Metazoa, Chordata, Actinopteri, Clupeiformes, Engraulidae. Gene Ontology annotation, cellular component: nucleus. Gene Ontology annotation, molecular function: DNA-binding transcription factor activity, RNA polymerase II-specific; RNA polymerase II cis-regulatory region sequence-specific DNA binding. Bases 285 to 2435 code for a protein of 716 amino acids. The transcript has 4 exons.